Messenger RNA from Rotaria sp. Silwood1, 1092 nucleotides. The record is from the annotation of a GenBank genome assembly. Lineage: Eukaryota; Metazoa; Rotifera; Eurotatoria; Philodinida; Philodinidae.
AUGUAUGGUAUAAUACAUAAUGCAUCAAUUGAAAUUCCUUUUGACAUGCCUGAUAAUCUUACUGAUAAAUUACAAGUUCAACAUUGUGAUCAAUGUCUUUGUAAAGCAUUUAAUAAUCCUGAUGUAGUUUUAUUAACAUGUACUGAAAGUGAAUCAAAGAAGUUUACUUGUCAAUUUUAUUAUUUUAUGCCUACAAAAGAUGAUAUUAGAUAUCCAAAAUAUGAUACAAAUAUAUAUUUAAUACAAAAUAAAACAUUUAAAGAAAAAGAUGAUUGUUGCAAUACAACAUAUCUUAUUGAAAAAAUUAAUGCAGCAUUAGAUACUAAAAAAGCCGUUUUCAAUCAACCCUUACGUUUCCUUGUUCGUGGUGAUAAUAAUACGAUAGUUUCAACAUCUAUAAACAAGUUAAUUAAAUUUAAUACAUUAACCCUUACAAUAAUCAAUGAAUUGAAUAUUCCAGAGUCUAAAACUGUUGGUUAUUGUGAUGGAUAUUAUUAUCUUGGUAAAGACAAAACAAUACAUGUUUAUGAUAAAACAUUAACUUUAAACAUAACAAGCUUUUCAGUUGGAAAUGUUUUAACACCAAUUCGUUGUCUUCCUAAUAAUACACAGAUGCUUAUAGGUACCACAUCAGAAGCUUAUAUUUGUGAAAAGCAACAAGAAGUUUUUAAUAGUUGUAUAAAUAUUACAGCAAUAUCUGCUAUUCAGCAACAAAUACAUGCUUUUGGUAUUGUUAAUGACAGUGCAUUUUAUACUGGUUGGGAUGCAAAAAAUCAGAAUAUUCGUUUAUAUACGAAAGAUCAGAAUAAUCUAUGGAUAGAAAGUGAUGGUAUUAAUCAAACUGAUAAAAUAUCAGAUAUUGUUAUUGAUGAUUGUAAACGGAUAUGGGCAGUUCUAGCAGAAACGAGGACAAUAAUUAUCUAUGAUCAAAAUAAAACUCAUUACCACAAUAUUACAUUUAAUCAAACGGUAUUUAAUUCAAAUAUAUUUAAUCUUUUCAUUCUUGACAAUUAUGCAUUUGUUACGUCGCAUGAAUCUACGCCUGGUUUGAAUCUUAUUCAACCAUCUCUAAACUGUCGAAUAAUACGUUAA